Messenger RNA from Tremella mesenterica DSM 1558, 1398 nucleotides. RefSeq lists its product as uncharacterized. Gene Ontology annotation, molecular function: alpha-1,6-mannosyltransferase activity. Gene Ontology annotation, cellular component: mannan polymerase complex. Gene Ontology annotation, biological process: protein N-linked glycosylation. Bases 1 to 1398 code for a protein of 465 amino acids. The record is from RefSeq and is a predicted model, not a curated record. NCBI's taxonomy places the organism in Eukaryota, Fungi, Basidiomycota, Tremellomycetes, Tremellales, Tremellaceae. The transcript is spliced from 5 exons.
AUGGCACGAUAUACGCCCACUCGCUUACUCAUCUCUUUACUGGCAGUACUCAGCUUGCUCAUCUUCCUCAUUCACAGUCCAUCUUCCUCCCCCAUACAAGCUCUUCGAACGAGAUCAUUUCCUUAUGCUCGAUGGAUCGAAGAUUGGACCACUCAACCACCUCGAGCUCAAAACCCUCUUACUGCACCUCCGUCAACAUGGGGCCAGGCAUACGAAGACGAACGUAUGUCUCUCCUCGAGGAGAAAAAUUAUGAUGCCGAAUGGAUGGCAUGGGCUAUCGGUACUCCUGAACAUAAUCAACUGGGUGGCAACCUCACAGCUUAUUUGGAUAGAUUAAAUCGAUUUGUCGAUACUUACUUCGAAGGAAGCCCAUCCAAACCUGCUUUGAAACAAAUGCUUCGUAAUCUCGGCCAUCAUGUCCCCCCUCCGUUGUUGGAUCAACCGAUGAGACGUAAGGUGUUCAGUACCUGCAAAGGAGGAAAGGAAGAAGUACCGGAGGGCUUCAACCAAUGGGAACGGAGGUUGGGUCCGGUGGGUUGGGAGGUAGAAGUGGCUGAUGAUGAUAGAAUGCAAGAAUGGUUUUCUGAUGCUAUCAAGGGUGAUGGGUUUGGGAGGGGGGAAGAGAAAUUUAGGAGAAUAUGGGAUGCUUUACCCAAACAAGUUUUGAGAAGUGAUCUUUUGAGAUAUCUUAUGAUACUCAUUCACGGUGGUAUCUAUACCGAUUCUGACACUCAACCACGUUCACAUCCAUUCUUAUGGGGAACAGAUGCUCAAUCUCUCAUGCCCCCAUCUCUCAAAGCUAUAAAUCGUAUGCUUCAAUCAUAUUCCCGUCAUCCUGCAUAUGAUAACCUUUCUAUUGAACCACAAACUCCUGAAUCUCCUUGGAAUUACGCAGACAGUUAUCGCGGGGGGAUAGGAGAUGACGAUGUGGCUUUCGUGGCCAGUAUAGAAUGGGAUAGUUUCGAAAGGGAUUUAGGAGAGAAUUGGUGUUGUGGUUAUUGCAGGGCUUUGCAAGUGGUACAGUGGACGAUUGUGGCAAAACCAUUCCAUCCCAUCAUGCUCGACGUACUAGAGACCGUAGUGAAUAAUAUUGAAAAAGGGAUAGAAGAGAAUAAUCUUGAUGGUACUGUCAGAGCAUUGGAUUUAACUGGACCAGGACCAUUUACCGACGCAGUAUACCGUUACCUCCUAGCUCAAUACGGUGUAACACCCCUUGACCUGGUUCGUAGACCAGAGAUAAACACUAAAAUAGGAGACGUGAUACUUUUACCUGAAUGGAGUUUCGCACAACCUGCUCCUCAACCUAACGAAUGGGAUUUCACAGGACCUUCACCUACUUUCAGAUGUGUUUCUCAUGGUUUCAUGGGAAGGUGGAAGAAAGAGGGAUGGGGUGAUUGA